GAGAGGAGAGGUGGAAUAAAAAGCUCGGGAUGGAUUUUGGAGUCUUUGUGCGAGCCGUAUGCGGUGAGAGUCGCACGUACGGUAAGGAGGGGGGUUCGCGUCUAUACGUGUAGUGUGGUGGUUGGGCCUACCCACCCUAUUUGUUCCAUGAUCUAUGGGUCUACUGGAGCUACCCACUUCGAUCAAUUAGCCAAGAUUUUGACCGGAUACGAAAUCACUGGUGCUCGAUCUAGUGGUAUUUUUAUGGGGAUUCUUUUUAUCGCUGUAGGAUUCCUAUUCAAGAUUACUGCAGUUCCUUUUCAUAUGUGGGCACCUGAUAUCUAUGAGGCUUCACCCACCCUGGUGAUUGCAUUCCUUUCUAUUGUGCCUAAAAUCUCCAUUUCUGCAAAUAUGUCACGUGUUUCUAUUGUUGCUUCCUAUGGGGGUACAUUACAACAAAUCUUCUUUUUCUGCAGCAUUGCUUCUAUGAUCUUAGGAGCACUGGCCGCCAUGGCCCAAACGAAAGUCAAAAGACCUCUAGCUCAUAGUUCGAUUGGACAUGUAGGUUAUAUUCGUACUGGUUUCUCAUGUGGAACCAUAGAAGGAAUUCAAUCACUACUAAUUGGUAUAUUUAUUUAUGCAUCAAUGACGAUAGAUGCAUUCGCCAUAGUUCCAGCAUUACGGCAAACCCGUGUCAAAUAUAUAGCGGAUUUGGGCGCUCUAGCCAAAACGAAUCCUAUUUCGGCUAUGACCUUCUCCAUUACAAUGUUCUCAUACGCAGGAAUACCCCCGUUAGCCGGCUUUUGUAGCAAAUUCUAUUUGUUCUUCACCGCUUUGGGUUGUGGGGCUUACUUCCUAGCCCCAGUGGGAGUAGUGACUAGCGUUAUAGGUCGUUGGGCGGCCGGAAGGUUGCCAUGAGUAAGGUUGGGAGACCGAAGGCAGUUUUCCGUGCACCGGACACGUAGCUUACCGAAUCAGUUGCAACACAGAUGGGAAUGCAUGCUACGAAAGACAGGGUCGAGUCUGAUACAUCAACCGUCGACUCCAUAUCCUUGUACGAGUCCACAAUCACUACACGAGAUGAACCUGGGUUUGGUGAAUGGAAGUUGGCCUUAGGUGUAAUAGGACUCCCAGUUACUGCGCGCGAUCGUAUACUGAGGUGCUCCCCGUCGGUUGUUGGAACGACGCGAGCCGGGCCGGGCCUCGAUUCCUUUCAAAAAGAUGAAGGGACAGAGGUGACUAAUUCCCCAUCUCAUUUGGGGCGGAAAACGAAUCGACAUCUCGAUGUGAUACAGCCCUUUCCAUUUUCGUUGGGAAAGAACGGCGAAGUCCAUCCGAACCCUCCAAUGAAGAAAUAAGAGGAGAGCAAAGCGCCAAUGGCGCGCGAAGCGCAUGCGGAAGGGGCACGGAGAAAUAAAGAAGUGUGGGGGAGAAGCAGCCGAGCUCAUUCCCUUCGCUUCCUGGGCCCAAAGCAGUGCUUUGUUUCCUGGCCAAAUCAAGGAUUUGGGGCUGAUUGCAAAAGAUAUCUGAAUAGAAAGAUAGAUCCAUCCAUCUAUCCAGAUAUCUAAAAAAGAAUCGAUUUCGAUUUCAUGAAACCUUUGAUUCAAAGAACUGCGCUUAGCCCCCCCGCUCAUGAAACGGCUCUGCUGCAAUGGAU
Molecule: messenger RNA, 1636 nt
Organism: Triticum urartu
Lineage: Eukaryota; Viridiplantae; Streptophyta; Magnoliopsida; Poales; Poaceae
Source: RefSeq, a predicted model, not a curated record